Messenger RNA from Arachis duranensis, 5076 nucleotides. RefSeq lists its product as uncharacterized. Gene Ontology annotation, molecular function: nucleic acid binding; RNA-DNA hybrid ribonuclease activity. The transcript has 2 exons. Bases 1 to 5076 code for a protein of 1691 amino acids. Gene Ontology annotation, biological process: DNA integration. NCBI's taxonomy places the organism in Eukaryota, Viridiplantae, Streptophyta, Magnoliopsida, Fabales, Fabaceae. The record is from RefSeq and is a predicted model, not a curated record.
AUGGCUGACGCACCUCCUCCCACCCCAUCGGAGCUCCUCCGUAUGGUGACCGAACUUCAACAAGCGAAUCAGCGCAUGGCCGAGGCUAAUGAGCACAUGAGAAACGAGAAUCAACGCAUGCAACAACAAAUCGAGCAGUUAGUCAACGCCCGCAUUGAGCAUGGUAACAAUCAUGACGCACGAAAUAAUGGCGAGGAGCAUCGCACACAUGUGUCGGAGACACCUCAGGACGAGGAAGGCGGCGGUCUGCACGACAGCGAAAAAAGAGCCGAAACAGAUAAAGACGAGCUUGACAAUUCCACAGGGCCAUUCACGGCGGACAUCAUGAAUUUCCAGUUGCCUAGGCAAUUUACUCUACCAACAACAUUGACUCCUUAUGAUGGAUUGGGAGACCCAAAGCAACACAUCAAGAAGUUCCGAUCAAUUAUGAUCGUUAAUGGUGCAUCUGAUCCUAUUCUCUGCCGAUGUUUUCCUUCUUUCUUAGAUGGUCCUGCACUUGACUGGUUUUGCUCUUUGCCUGCAGAUUCUAUUUCCCGAUUUCAAGAACUGGCGAAGCAAUUUGAGGACCAUUUUGCAGCAUCCGCUAUUUACCUACAUGACUCGGACUAUCUGACAACUGUUAAACAAGGCCCUCAAGAAAGCCUAAAGGACUACAUCACCCGUUUCACGAAGAUAGCAAUGAGGAUCCCUGAUCUCCAUCCUGAAGUCCAUCUGCAUGCUAUCAAGAGUGGGCUCCGUCCAGGGAAAUUCCAGGAAGCUAUCGCGGUAGCUAAACCAAAAACCCUGGCCGAGUUCCGCGAAAAGGCUAAAGGACAAAUAGACAUCGAAGAACUCCGUCAAGCUCGGAAAACAGAAAAGUCGGCAAUCACCAAAGACGACGAGAAGCCCCGCGAAACUAGAAAAAGCUUCAAACCAGUACCUCGAUAUGAGUCAUAUACGCAGUUCAACACCAAGCGGGACGACAUCAUCAAGGAGAUAUUAAAUUCUAAGCUGAUCAAACCUCCACGGAAAGCCGGGAGUUAUCCAGAGCCAAAAAAUGUUGAUAAAUCCAAGUAUUGUUCAUUUCAUCAGAAAUUCGGUCAUACAACCGAUGAAUGUGUGAUCGCUAAAGAUCUCCUUGAACGAUUGGCAAGACAGGGGCACCUUGAUAAAUUCAUUGCAGGUCACAUGCAAAAGAGAUCCACUUCUGCCGCGGAUCCAUCCUCGGUAGCAACUCCAUCGAAGGAUAAAGAGAAAGUUCCUGCCCAACCCAGGGGCAUAAUCAAUUGCAUCUCUGGGGGCUAUGCCGGAGGAGGAUGCACAAGCUCUGCACGUAAACGCACAUACAGAGCAAUGCUCGCCCUGACGGAUACGGCCAAUAAUUCUCAGCCGACACAAAGGCCACCUGAGAUAACGUUCUCCCAGACUGAUUAUCAUGCUCAAGACACAAAUCUCGAUGAUCCUGUUGUCAUCUCUAUCCAGCUGGGCGAUUUAAUAGUUCGGAAAGUACUGCUGGAUCCAGGCAGCAGUGCUGACGUUUUAUUCUUCACUACAUUUGAAAAAAUGAAAUUAAGUACUAACAUUUUGCAACCAUCUGUAGGGGACUUGGUCGGCUUCUCAGGAGAGCGAGUCCCGGUUAUGGGUUCAGUAUGGUUACAAACCACAUUGGGAGAACAGCCUGCAUCUAGAACACAAGACAUUCAAUAUUUGGUGGUCGACAGUGUCAGUCCUUACAACCUUAUUUUAGGGCGACCCUUUUUAAACAGGUUUGCCGCAAUUGUAUCUACUGUUCAUCUCUGUAUCAAGUUUCCCCUGCAGGAUAAUACCGUGGCCAUAGUCCACGGCGACUUACAAGAUGCUCGGCACUGUUACAACACUAGCCUAAAACCCAUCAAAAGAAAUAAUGACAGACGUGUAAACUCCAUAGGCGCAGAGCAACCGAUGCUUACCGAACUAGAUCUCCGGGCCGACUUUCAAGAUCGCCCUCUACCCAAUGAAGAACUGAUUAAGCUCACUCUGACAGAUGAUCCAACCAAAUUUACAUUUAUCGGCACAUCCAUCAAAGGCGAUGCGAAAAACAAGCUCAUCAACUUCCUACGACAGAACGCCGACCUAUUCGCCUGGACGUCAGGCGAUAUGCCAGAAAUUAGCCCUUCAGUCAUUACACAUAAGCUCGCCAUCAACCCGGCAGCCCGACCAGUAGCACAGAAAAAAAGAAACCUCGGCACAGAAAAGAGAUUGGCAUCCAUGGACGAGGCUAAAAAGCUAAUUGAUGCAAAUUUCAUACGAGAAAUCAGAUUCACAACCUGGCUAGCCAACAUCGUAAUGGUAAAGAAACAUAACGGUAAAUGGCGUAUGUGUGUUGAUUUCACAGACUUAAAUAAAGCAUGUCCAAAGGACGCAUAUCCUUUACCUUCAAUUGAUACCUUAGUAGAUAACUCUUGCGGUUAUGGUACAUUAAGUUUUAUGGAUGCAUACUCUGGAUACAACCAGAUCUUUAUGCAUCCAUCGGAUCAAGAAAAAACUGCUUUUAUAACCGAAUAUGGUAACUAUUGCUAUAAUAUCGGCAGAAACCUAGAAGUCUAUGUUGAUGACAUGGUGGCCAAGACAAAAACCGGGGAAAGUCAUGUCGACGACCUUACAGAGAUAUUCGGUCAGAUCCGACUUUACAACAUGAGACUUAAUCCAGAAAAAUGUGCCUUUGGUGUUAACGGUGGGAAAUUCCUCGGUUUCAUUCUGACCAACCGAGGAAUCGAGGCCAACCCAGAGAAAUGUCAGGCCAUUCUAGAUAUGAGCAGCCCCACAAACAUAAAGGAAGUGCAGAGAUUAACAGGACGACUAGCAGCACUGUCUAGAUUCUUACCUUGUUUAGCAUCUAAAUCAGCGAAUUUUUUUCACUGUUUACGAAAAAACACAGCUUUUCACUGGGAUGAAAACUGUGAACUGGCAUUUCAAAAUUUCAAAAAAUUCCUUUCUAAACCACCUGUUUUACAAAAGCCCAAAGACGGUGAACCCUUAUAUUUAUAUUUGUCUAUCACUGAUAUAUCAGUUAGUGCUGUCCUUGUUGCAGAAAAUAAUAAGACUCAACAGCCAGUCUAUUUUGUGAGCAAAUCACUCCAGAACGCCGAGCUUCGAUAUCCGAAGUUGGAGAAACUAGCUUACGCCCUUGUUUUUUCAGCAAGAAGGCUUCGUCCUUAUUUUCAGAGUCACACGAUCAAUGUUAGGACGUCUCAACCAUUACGCCAAAUACUCGCCAGACCCGAGCUUGCCGGACGAUUAAUCAAAUGGUCCAUCGAACUCUCGGAGUUCGACAUCUGUUACCAACCUCGGACAUCUAUAAAGUCACAAUAUUUAGCUGAUUUUAUUGCUGAAUUUACAGGACCCACCCAGAACGAGGAUGGAGAUAAGUGGGUGCUAUUCGUUGAUGGAGCAUCAAACCCACAAGGAGCUGGUGCAGGAAUACUCUUGGAAAACCCCGAGGGAGUGAUAUUUGAACAUUCUCUCCGAUUUUCCUUCAAAGCCAGUAACAACCAGGCCGAAUACGAAGCCCUCAUUGCAGGGCUCAGGUUAGCAAUCGAAUUGCAAGUCAAUAACUUACACGUUUAUUGUGAUUCCUUAUUAGUGGUUCAACAAGUAAAUCAGCAUUUUCAAACAAAAGACCCUAUUCUGCUAAGAUAUCUUGAAGUUGUUAAUAAAUUGAUUACUCGUUUUUCGAAAAUCGAAAUUACCCACAUAGAAAGAGAUCAAAAUCACAGAGCAGAUAUACUAUCUAAAUUAGCUACUAGUCAGUCACAUAAUGCUUCACUUUUGCAGUCAACUUUACAGGAGCCGAGCAUAAAUAUGAUCGGCAACAUACAACCCGACGAUUCUUGGCAAAGGCCAUACAUUCAAUAUCUCAAAAAUGCAACACUCCCGCUAGAAGUAAAAGACAUUAAAAAGUUUAAAAGACAAGCAUCAUUUUUUAUAUUGCUGAAUGACGAAUUAUACAGGCGAGGUUAUUCUCGACCAUUACUAAAAUGCUUAAACAGAGCCGAGGCUGAAAUUGCCCUAGCCGAAGUUCACGAGGGCAUCUGUGGAAUACAUUCAGGCGCCAGGAGUUUAGCACGUAAAAUUCUCCGGGCAGGUUUUUACUGGCCGACCAUAUGGGAAGACAGCCAGAAAAAAGUUCGCACUUGUGAACACUGCCAGAAGCACGCCCCAAUACUUAACAUUCCAGCCGAAGAAUUACACCAGUCAACGGUAAGCUGGCCAUUUCAUAAAUGGGGAAUUGAUAUCCUCGGACCUUUCCCCACGGCACCAAGACAGGUAAAGUUUUUAGUGGUCGCAAUCGAUUACUUUUCUAAAUGGAUUGAAGCUCAACCUCUAGCCAGAAUUACAUCGGCACAAAUGAUAUCAUUUGUGUGGCAACAUAUAAUCUGCAGAUUUGGUAUACCACAACACAUUGUGACUGACAAUGGUCGGCAGUUCAUAGACCAUAAUUUUCAGACUUUUUUGCAGAACUUAAAAGUGAAACAACAUUUUUCCUCAGUGGAACAUCCUCAAUCAAAUGGCUUAGCAGAAGCUACCAACAAGGUCCUUCUCCAAGCUCUAAGGAAAAAACUCGACAACGCUAAAGGCCUUUGGGCCGAGCUCGUUCCAGAAAUCUUAUGGGGAUACAACACCUCGGUGCACUCAACAACAAAGGAAACACCAUUUCGUUUGGUGUAUGGUUCCGAUGCAAUGAUUCCGGUUGAAGUAUCACAAAACUCAUUAAGAACACAACAUGAAGCUCAUGAUGAAGCUCGCCGAGCCGAGCUAGACUUGGUUGAAGAAAUCCGAGCAAUAGCAACAAUUCAGCAGAAAGCACUGCAGCAACGAAUAGCUCAACGUCAUAACAAGACCGUCAGACCUAGGUCAUUCUGCCAAGGAGAUUUGGUGUUACGCAAAACUGAAACAGCCCGCAAGCCACCUACCCAUGGUAAGCUUGCCGCAACAUGGGACGGACCUUAUAGAGUACGCCAAGUGGUCGGCAGAGGCGCCUACCAACUAGAGGAAUUAGACGGAACAACACUUCCUAACACCUGGAAUGUUACUUCAUUAAAGAAAUACUACAGCUAA